Molecule: messenger RNA, 14151 nt
Organism: Fusarium coffeatum
Lineage: Eukaryota; Fungi; Ascomycota; Sordariomycetes; Hypocreales; Nectriaceae
Exons: 3
Coding region: 1-14151 (4716 amino acids)
Biological process (GO): amino acid activation for nonribosomal peptide biosynthetic process; secondary metabolite biosynthetic process
Cellular component (GO): cytoplasm
Molecular function (GO): phosphopantetheine binding; catalytic activity
Source: RefSeq, a predicted model, not a curated record
AUGGAGAACGGAUCGUCUCCCCUACGGCUACCUAUUACGCAGCUUCGGCCACUGCAUACCUACCAACAAUCUCAUCAAUCAUCUGAUGGAGAGACAAUCCAUUGGACUAGCUCAUUUGAGCCGAGACCAGAUGGGAAGACUGCCGUACAAACAUUUGUGAAGCUGGCAUCGCAACUCAUUGUCCUUGAUGAGGGAGAGAGCUUCUGCAUACAAGAUUCCAGAAACGGUGGAUACAUUCUAGCCCGUUCAACUCCUACAAAGGAUAUCGAAAUUGAUGAUACGGCCAAAUCUGAUGAUGGUCAGGGUAUUCCUACCGACUUUUCUAUAGGCGAUGGAAAGGCCUUGCAGCUUCACAUCGAAGCAAAUGGUCAAGUUCAUCUGAAAGCCAAGUCGAAUGUGAUCCAAGAAGCAGCUCUCAAGGCACUGGGAAGCAUGUUUGACAGCAUUAUUGGAGACUCUGAGUGGUCUCAACCUUCUGUACUCAACUUUCCACCCAAGGCGAGGCCCAUGGGCCUUCCUCGCCAAGAUUCAAAUCCUUCUCAAAACGAAGAGAACAAGACGACUCUUCUACACCACUGGUUCGAGCAGCGUGUGGUCGAGAGUCCUGAGAGUACCGCAAUCGACUACCUCAGCAGUUUUGAAGAUGGCAGCAGAGCUCAGUUCACCUACCGACAAGUUUCCAAUGUUGCAACAGCGUUGGCUGCUAAGCUGGCAGAAACUUGUGCUCAAUCAUCUCAAUCUUUCAAGACGGUUGCAGUUCUCAUGGGCCCUUGCCCAGAACUUUACAUAUCUUAUCUGGCAGCUUCGAAGUCAGGAGCGGCUUUCUGCCCCCUUCCCGUGGAUGCACCUCAGGAGAGGAAGGAGGCACUAAUGAAGGACUUGCAACCAUCAGUCAUCUUGACUCUCUCGUCUCUCAUGUCCACGGACUCGUGGUUGGCUUCACCAGGUUCAUCUUCACAAAUCGUCGAUGUCACUCCUUUCCUCUCUUCCAGCGACAUCGAACCAACAAACCAUCCAUCUCCAUCAGUCACUCAAGAUGACAUCGCCUACAUCCUCUAUACAUCAGGAACAACCGGCCUUCCCAAAGGUGUAGCCGUUAGCCAUCUCUCCGCCUCAUGUACAAUCUCUUCUCUAAGCGCUCACUACAACUUUACUCUUCCGCCACCUGGAACCAAACCUGUCCGAUGGUUCCAAGGCGCAGCACCAACAUUUGAUAUCUCACUCUUCGAGAUCUUCUGGACUUUGAGUAGUGGCUCUACUCUCUGCUGCGCACCUCGACAUCUAACACUUCAAGACAUUGACAAGGUCGUCACAACUUUGGAGGCUGACAUCACUAAUAUCACACCCAGCUUCGCUAGUCUUCUGGACCCAAAGUCCAUCAAGGGGCUGAUGGUUGGUGGUGAGACUUUAAAUGCGAGACUUCUGCAGGAUUUCGCGCCACAUAAUCCUUCAGGAAAUGAGGAGAGUUCUCAUGCGCCAAGAGGUAUCUUCAACGGGUAUGGACCUACGGAGACGGCGAUCUAUUGCAUUGCGCAAGCGCAUGUGCCAGAAGGUCAGCGGGGUUCCGUCAUUGGAACACCGUUGGCAACUUGCGGAGCUCUAAUCGUGGAUAAGUCGCAAUCUGGUCUGGAGCCCGUUCCAAUGGGCGCCGUCGGAGAACUCGUCAUCAUAGGUCCUCAAGUGAGCAAGCUCGGCUACCUCAACCGCCCCGACGAGACAGCAUCUGCAUUCAUUGAUCAUCCACAGUGGGGCCGAGCGUACAAGACCGGCGACAGGGCAAGAAUCGUCUUUGAUCCCGCAGGUUCACCUGUCAUUGAGUUCCUGGGCAGAAUAUCGGAUGACCAGGUUAAACUCAGUGGGCGACGAGUCGAGCUCGGUGAGAUUGAGAGCGUCAUCGCUAGCAAGGUUGACGGUGUGAGAGAGACUUUGGCUUGUGUCUGGAAACAAGGUGUUGAGGCCGGCUCAGAGAAGAUAGUCAGUCUUGUUGUUGUUGAGCAAAGAUCUGGGGUGAACUUUGACGAAGCCCACAAGAGGGUCUUGGAAGUUGAUGAGCUUCCCAGAUCUGCUUCAGGAAAGGCAGAUCGAAGGGCCGCUUUACGAAUUGUCGAUGAGAUAUUGGGAAAAGACAUUGGUCUUCAGCAGAGCUCUACGGCUGGGGAUCCAGCGCAUGAUGUCGAAACUCUGAGUAGCCCCGAGGAUGCGAAGCUGGAAGAAGAGAUUAUUACAAUCGUUCAGAAUGUUAUCAGCGAUGGUUCUACCACUACCAAGUCUGUCUCGCCUGCUACUGUUCUCGCAGAUGCUGGAAUUGACAGUCUUCAAGCAAUGCGCAUCUUGAGAGACAUACGGAAGCUUUUACCUGACGCCAAUACUCUGCCAGCUCAUUCCCGCGCAAGACUUCAGCCAUCACUUGCUCUACUGCUUGACUCAAGCACCACUAUACGUUCGGCUUUCUUCCCCAGUGCGCAGGAUCUGGAGGCACCUAGUGCGCUCACCAGCAAAGAGGCCGGCGCCCGAGCCGAUCUUGAAGCGUUCUCCGCCAAGCACUUACCUGAGGCCGUCAGCAAGCUGAACCUGAAGGAUUCCGACAUCGAAAUGGUACUCCCUGCGACUAGCACGCAGAGUCAAUUGGCUGUCAGCUUCGCCAUGGACAAGCGAAACUACAUCAGCCAUACUGUUCUACGACUUAAGCCCAAUACCUCCACCUCUGCUAUGAAGCAUGCUGUCGAGGCUGUACUUUCUAGGCAGGCCAUCUACCGUUGCGCAAUGCUUCCUUGUGAUGAUGAUCUGUCGCCGUUCAUUCAAGCUAUCUUGAAGCCCGAUGCCUGGGUUCAAUUGGUCGGAGGAUCGAAUGUCGUCUUGCGCGAGGGAGACACCUCUGGCGACGCGCAGGUGUGGCUUGACUUGGCUGAAGGCGAUCUUAAUCUCGAGUCUUACAAACUGUAUCAAGUUCAAAUCGUCAAACCUGAGGCCUCAGACAGCAGUGGUCUUCUGAUCAUUAGCGCAGCGCACUGCAUUUGCGAUGGCCCGUCUCUCGAGGUGUUGAUGAGCGACAUCGCCAGACAAUACGCUGGAUUGGAACCCCUCCCCCGACAGGGCAUCUACGAGGCUGUCUCUGAAUGGGCAUCGAAUGUCAGUACAAACACAGAUCAGCUUUGGCAGAAGGCUCUCGAAGGUUGGGAGACCGAACCACUUGGCGCCAUUAGCGGCAACAACGUCAAACCACCAGUGCCAGGUGCCCGUCAACACGCCAUGGUCCAGCACGCCAGCAACAUUCCUUGGCAAUCUCUCGAGUCCAGGAGUCGAGCGUUGGGUGCAUCGCCACUCACUGUGCUCCAAGCGUCCUGGGCGAUGCUCUUGCAUAUCCUGUCGGAGGCAGACACUGAUGAUGUGACCUUCGGAAGUGUCCUUUCCGGCCAUGAUCAAUUCAUCCACGCGCCUACUUUCUCUGUUGUUCCAUGUCGCGUCGCAUUACCCGAGUCGCAAACAUUACGCCAGCUCAUCGGCAGUCUGAUGGACCAUUCGCGAUUUGCUCAAGGCCACAGACACACUUCCUUCGGUGUCUUCAAGACUCUUCCCUAUAACACGGCUCUUGCUCUCCAAGCGUACCCUUCAUCUGAUGAUAGCAAGGAUGAGGCUACUCUUUGGACAGAGGUCUCGAACCCUGCUAUUCGUUACGACUUUGCCAUGUUCGCUGAGGUCUUCCCCACAAACCCAAACUCUGCGGAUCGGAAUGGCAGGUUUGAUGAAGUCUUCUUCAAGGUGACUUAUCGCGACGAGACAUUCUCGGAGACUUCUGCAGCGUGUAUCGUGAAGCAGUUCGCGGCGCUUACCCAAGUUUUGCUUUCUUCUGUUCCUGAUGACCUGGUGCAAAGUCUACCAGCGCGCAUUGAACGAAGCCUGUUGUCUGCAGAAGGAAGCAUCCCAACGCAGCCUGAGUGGGAGACAAUGGAUGAAGAGACUCGAGAAGUCCAAAGCAGGACCCAAGUCUUGCAUGCUCAAUUCGAAGAUCAAGCUAUUACCACUCCAGAUCUCCAGGCCCUAAGCUUUUACCCGUCGCUCGAUGCUCCUCCGAUCACUCUGAGCUACGCUGAGCUUGACGCCCGCGCCAAUGGCCUAGCCAACGUUCUUCACGAACAAGACAUCGACAUCAUCCCCAUUUGCAUGGAGCGUAGCGUUGAGCUUUACGUAUCGAUCUUGGCUAUUCUGAAGGCAGGCUCUGCAUGGACUCCGAUUGACACAACGUCUCCUGUUCAGCGUCGCACUUCUCUUAUCGCUAGAGCGCAGAGCAAGGUGCUUCUUACUAACACUGAGUCCCUUCCUCUCGUUGAACCUUGCCUUGCCCAGGAUGCGCUCAAGGAUGUGCAAGUCAUUCUUGUGGACAAAUACAUGGACCAAAAGACGUCCGUCCGAGCCAGGCCACGCGACAGCAUUUCUUCGCGCAAGGUCAGUGGCGAAGAUCUUGCCUAUUUACUUUGGACAUCAGGAACUACUGGAGAGCCCAAGGGUGUGAUGAUCCAGCACAGCGCCGCUGCCUACGCCAUGCGCGACCUUCAAGUCCAGGUCGAACACGAUGAUCGCGAGCAAGUCCGCACCCUCCAACUGUCGGCCUACAGCUUCGAUGUCUUUGUACAGGACCUCUUCUACACGUGGGGAUUGGCGGGCAGUGUCAUCAGUGGCACAAGGGAGCUUGUACUCGGCACCUUCACAGAAUUUAUCUGGAAGUCUCGCCCAACGCACGCACACUUGACACCUUCCUUUGGUGCAAGCAUUGCUGUGCAGGAGCUCAAGGGCUCAACUCUGCAAUACGUUACGUUCAUUGGCGAGAAGCUUACUGAAGACGUCGCUGAAGCAUGGGCGGCGCCUGAGAUCACUACACGUGCGUGGAACACGUAUGGUCCUGCUGAGAACGCCGUUGUCUCGACCAUGAGGCGCUUUUAUGGCAAGAGUCGAGACGAUGCGAAGGCUGCCAAUGUCGGUCUCCCUCUCACUCCCUGCACAGCGUAUGUGAUGCGCGAAGUCGAGACUGCCCAAGGAACAAAGCGGUGGGAGCUUGUCCCUCGUUAUGGUGUUGGCGAGCUGGCUCUGGGCGGUGCGCAAGUCGCCAAGGGAUAUCUUGCGAACGAAGCCAAGACGAAGAAGGCUUUUAUCGCAGGCGGUCCUAGUAUUGACGAGCGUAUUUACCUGACUGGCGAUCUUGUCCGAUUGAAUGACCACGGCUUCGAAUUCCUCGGCCGCAACGACGAUCUUGUCAAGAUCACUGGUAUCCGCAUCGAAUUGAGCGAGAUCAGCGCUGCUUGUGCAAGCCUGAAGGACGAUGAUGCGGCGAUUGAGCAUGUCGAGACGCUAUACCUUCAGCGACCAGGCGCUCCCGCGGAGAACAAUAACAAGGUCGUCGUCACGUUCGUGUCUGUCAAGGCCGAUGGUGUCGAUACUGGGAAGAUCAGAACACAAGUCUUCAAGCGAGCGAAGGAUCUUCUACCUUCCUACAUGGUACCCGGACACGUGGUCGUCCUCGACACAACUAUGCCUAGAACAGCGUCUAACAAGGUUGACCGCAAGGCGUUGCAAGCCAUUUACGCCCAGUCUGAUCUCAACGUGCUGGCUGGUAGGGAUGACUCUGCCGUCUCGCAAGGCACGGCUCAGCCGAAGCAGCAGUGGACAAAUGAUCAGCUUCCCAUUCUCCAAACAAUCGCUUCCAACUUCAAUAUCCCUGUUGAGAGCCUAUCUCCCGAGGAUAGCCUGGCAGGUCUUGGAUUGAGCUCGCUGCAGGUGACUAAGUUGGCUUGGCUUCUGCGACGAGAACUUCAGUGUCAGGUCGGUGUACUCGAUCUCAUGAGAUGCGAGUCACUAGGCGAGCUAGUCGACGUCACUUUAAGUCGCAUGCCAAAGCAGGCCGAAGCUCAGAAGACUAAUGAAGCAGAGCCUACCGAGAGCGCAUGGAUUACGACGAUCAAGGACGCGCUCACUACACACAUCCAAGGCGAGCUGCGACCAAGCGACACGACUACCAUCCUACCCGCCACGCCGAUGCAGGAGUCUCUCAUCGUUGAGACUAUGCUCGAACCACAAGCUUAUUGGGCUCACCGCGUGUUCGACUUGAGUCACUUGGAUGAAGUUGACGCUCGCCAAUUGAAAAGAGCCUGGACUGCAGCUGCUAAACGCUUCGACAUCCUUCGCACCAUUUUCGUUCCUCUAACGCAGCUCGAGGUUGAGGGAAGCACCAACACUGUCGUGUGGGCAAAGGAGAAGGGCGUACAGUCUACUAUUCUUCAACUCAUUCGUGAGAAGCCGAUUGUUCGCUGGACCCAGCUUCCUAGCGAGGGCGACCGAAGCCUUGGGGAUGUGGCUAGGUCGCUGCAGUCCGAAUUGUCCCCCACGACAACCAUCGAACCACCUUGGGCUGUGACCUUCGUCGAAGACUCCAACAAGAUGAUGCUUAGCAUGCACCACGCUCUCUAUGACGCGGUCGCAUCCGAAGUCUUUCUUGAGACUGUCACCAAGUUCUACAACAUGGAGCCUGUGACUGACGAAGUUGCGCAAUUUGACAAGGGCCUCGAGCUGGGUUUACUGCCUCCUCCUACUAAGAGAGAUGAAGCGGCUGCCUUAUGGAACCGGCGGAUGGACGAGAUCAGUAAGACGGUCGCUGGAGGCAUGUUGAAUGCGCCUUUCCCCGACUUGACGCAAUCGCGUCAGAAGCAGGUACAGAAGAUCCUUUUAGCUAAGCAGAGUCUUCCUGUAUCGCUCUCUUUAUCUGAUACGACUGUCUCGCUUCCGGCUCUGCUGCAAUCCGCGUUUGGCUGCGUUCUGGCGUCGUACUUGGAGCUGGAGUCAAUCGUCCUUGGCCACACUGUCUCUCAGAGAGCUCUACACCCAGACCUUGAACGCGUCGUUGGUCCCGCUAUUGCAACUCUGCCUCUCAUAGUUCGCUCCAAUGCCUCUUCUGCCGAAGAGCUGUGGAAGGAAAUGGCGCGCGACUCAGCGCAAUUGUUCAAGACUACGCACAACCUUCAUCCUGUUGAUGUGAAGAAGAUGCUCAAUCGGGGAAGCGGAAGUAGUAACGCUCCCUUCCCAGGUCUGUUUGUCUACCAUCCAGCUUCCGAGGACGAAGGUAGUCUUUCACACGAAUUGUUCAAUGAAGUGGGACAAGCCCUUUCGCUUAACGUUGAGCACCCUCUUGCAUUGAACAUCUUUGAGGGUAGCAAGACAAUUGAACUGACUGGCGAUGGACGCCGCAUCUCGCAACCACAGCUGGAGCUCUUGCUGAACCAGAUCCUAGAGCAGGCGCGGGUAAUGGCUGAAGCGCCUGCCACACCUUUGUCUCAGCUGCAGAACAGCAUGAGAAGUAGCCUUCUGUCGAUCAGCGGAGAGGCUGCCGAAAGCGAGAAGGCUCAAGCAAAUCCGACCGACAGCGUCGCUUUGUAUGCCUCUCAGCACCCAGACUGGAUCGCAGCCGAGGAGGUCAUCUUCCACUCCACCGGUGACGACGAGCAGGUCGUCUCCAAGACUGUCACGUAUUCGCAGCUAGACAAGCUUACCAACGCCAUCGUCGCCAUGCUUGCGCAGCAUGAAGCCAAUCUGCAACCCGACGAUCCGGCAGCGAUGUGUUUGGGCAGAGAUAUAAAGUCUCUUGCGGUCACUCUAGCCAUCUUCCGUGCUGGCCUCAUCUAUCUUCCCGUAGACGAAGACCUGCCGUCUGCUCGCAAACAGCUCCUCAUCCGGGACGCUGGUGCUAAACUAGUGAUCACCACUGGGGAGCUUGUCAAUGACCUCGGCCUCGACGCUGCAAACGAUGCCCCAGUAGUACUGCUCCCCGACGGGGAGGGAGAUGUUGACAACAUGCUAUCUUGGCCUGCAUCUGAGCAUCGCUUCGACAGUGGCGACGGAGGCUAUCUUCUCUACACCUCCGGCUCUACAGGUCGACCCAAGGGCGUUCGAGUCUCCAAUAGCAACCUGUGUCACUUCAUCUCUGCUUUUAGCGACCGUCUAAUUGAACACUCGCCCGCAACCGCGAAACUCGGCGGUGUCGGCAAAUACCUCAAUCUCACCUCUCGGGCCUUCGAUCCUCAUCUCACUCAGCUCUUCGUGCCUUGGCAUUUGGGCCAUCGAGUCGUCAUCGGCAAGGACCGUACAUCCAUGAUGGCGAAUCUGAAAGAGCUCAUCAACGAGUUUAGCAUAACUCACUUUGGCUCAGUCCCUUCUGUCUUGACUCAAUUGCGAUUGGCACCUGAGGAUGUUCCUUCCGUACGAGUGGUGACAACCGGUGGCGAGAAGGCUUCGAAUGAGCUGUUGAACACCUGGGCGCAAGAUUCCCACAACGGAGAAGACAAGGCUGUCCUCUUCAACUUCUAUGGUCCAACCGAAGUUACAAUUGGUUGUCUAGGUCAUCCCGUCAAUCGCGACUCCAAUGCACGUAACCUUGGCCUUCCUCUCAAUGGCCUUGAAGCUCUUCUUCUCUGCCCCAGCUCCACUUCUGAUGAGCUCGUGGUCGCCAGAAGAGGGCAACCAGGUGAGCUUUGCAUUGCUGGCCCGCAAGUCGCAAUGGGCUACCUCAAUCGCCCGACCGAACAAGCCAAGAGCUUCCAGACUAUCACGAUCCUCGGUAGCACCAAGAGAGUCUACAGAACUGGUGAUAUGAUGCGCAUGAUGAACGACGGUUCACUUGAGUUCUUGGGUAGAGCGGAUCAACAGACCAAGAUUCGUGGCCAACGACUUGAGUUAGACGAGGUUGUGGGAUUCCUGAAGCAGGUCGCUGGUGACAAGGAAGGCCUGGACUUUGCUGCUGCGGUCGCGUCAAGCGGGGAAGGGUCAAGUCAACAGCAACAAUUGCUGGGCUUUGUCGCGAGGAAAGCGAGCGGCCCUAAGGCCCAAGGCGAUCUGGAAGUCGAGUUGCUGGAUGCCCAGGAUCACGAAUCUACUUCACUAUUGGAGUUGAUCGAGCGAGAAUGCCAGGCCAAGCUUCCCACAUUUAUGGUACCUACUAUGGUCUGGGUCACCAAGAUUCCUUACUUGGCGGCCUCUGGCAAGGUCGACACCAAGCUGUUAGGGCGGUUGGCAAGCGACUUCGUGGCUAAGCAGCAAGACCAGGACGGUGACGCUGGUGCCGAAAUCAGCUCUGGAGGUAGCCUGAGUCCAGAAGAGGUCCUCGUCGUCUCUGCGAUUGAGGAGGCCGUGGGCGUCAAUGUCAAGGCUACUUCAAUCAGCAGCAUUCACCGUUUGGGCAUCGAUAGUCUCUCUGCUGUAAAUCUUGUUUCGCUUCUCAGAAAGCGAGGCUUCUCCCAGCUCAAGAUGACGCACAUUCUCAAUCCUUCAUUUACGGUCGGGGACAUUGCCAGACUUGCUGACCAAGCUAUAUCGACAACUAACAGUACCCCUCUUUCGACGCCGCCCUCGACAGAUGACCACCAGGAUUUGCUACACGAUGCGAAGACAUUUACAGCGACUGACCUUGGGCCUCUUCCAGAUGGCCUCGAUAUGAACAAUAUUGAGACUGUGCUACCAUGUCUUCCUCUUCAAUCUGCGCUCAUCGCUCGCUCAUCGGUAUGGCUGAGCGCUUAUGGUGGCGGCGCGGAGGGACAUGACGUUCCUUAUGUCGCGCAGUUCAAUUACCAUCUGAGUCGCGAUACCGACGUUGGAAAGUGGAAGAAAGCUGCCAAGCACGUCAUGGCUUCUGAAGCAAUGUUGAGGACAUGCUUCAUUCAGCGAGAUGAAGAUGGUCAGGUGUUCCAGGUGGUGCUUCGAUCGCCGACUUUCUCCCCGAUGCAAGAUGCUCAUCCAGCCGACAUCGUAGCUGGGAUGAACGUGCAGCCUCCCGUCCGCCUGGUCAUCACGGAGAGUUCAGACGAAUUGACUGUGUCUCUCAAGAUCCACCAUGCACUCUUCGAUGGUGUCGCCAUUAAAUCGCUAAAGCACAAGCUCGAACAAGCCUACAAUACUCAGGUCGACUCAGCUUCCACAAACAACAGUAGCCUGGCUAUCCAUUCAAACAUUUCUCGCCACUGUUACCUGACCAGUGGUCAGCUGGAAGCCACCAAGGAUUCCUGGCAGGCUCAAUUGCGCAACGUUCAGCCAUGCCGCGUCGGCAGUAUUGAUGACAACAACACGGACGGUUCAAUGGCUCGUUCAACUCUUCGUCUUGGCUACACCACUUCUGAGCUCAAUGCUAAACUCAAGUCCAUGUCGGGCGCUGCGAUAUCGACGUCUUCAGCAUUCCAGCUGGCGACCAGCCUGUGCCUGGCUCAAUUGACACAAAGCCCUUCUGUUAUCUACGGCUUCAUCAUGUCACUUCGGCCACUGCUCGACCACGUAGCCGAAGGCGUUGAUAGCUUCGUCGGUCCAUGCCUCAAUACCCUUAUCCGCACUUUGACCCUUCAUGGACAAGACGAGACUCUACCUCAACUUGCCGAAAGAGUGCACGAGGCUCAUCUCGCUGUGUCUCAAGGCACUAUGCCACUAGUCAGCGUCGACAAGGUUCAGCGAUGGUCUGGAUCAGAAGAUAAGUUGUUCGACAGCCUUCUCAGCAUCAACGUUAUUCCAGCAUCUGAGGCUGGCGACGAGUUUCGACCCGGGCACAUGACUGCUCUGCCUACUCGUAGCAGUAGCGACAUGGCUCUAGCCAUUGAUGUCGACCUUCACUCCGAUGGCGAGAUCAUCCUGACUCUUUCUUCUGCAGGCGUUUUGAAUGAGAAGCAAUUGACCGAAGUCGGCCAGUUGUUUGAGAAGGUGGUGUACAGCUGUGCUGACACUGCCGUCAAGGUGUCAGACAUUGUACCUGGGCUUCCUUCUGCCAGUGCGACUUUGCCGGGUCACCUUCACACUGAGAGCCACAACGUUGACCAAGUCACAACUGACAAAGGAUACAAGAAGGCUCUUUCUGAGGUACAAACCACCAUCAGCCGACUCCUCCGUCUCAAUGCUUCCGAAGUAUCCUCCAAACCGGAAUCUACUUCUUUGUACCAGCUCGGACUCGAUUCCAUCACGGUACUGCCAUUCGUCAAACAGAUCAACAAGACAAACAAGACCAAGCUUUCAUCACAUGCCGUCAUCAAGGCUCGUACCAUCAAGGGUGUCGCUGAGCUUCUGCGAGACGCCCUAGCCAAGCAGACUACAACCACCAAUGGCACCCAAGCAUCAAAGACUGAUGUUGGCGCCAUUAGCGACGAGGAUGUCUACGACAGAACCCUCAAUAGCCUCGCUAAGGAUCUCAUGUUUGUCGCAACACCUCUGCAAGAGGGCAUGCUCAGUGCAUCACUCGCCACAGGCGACGCCUAUACCUAUGUCCACGCCAUUCAAUUGACCGACCAUGCUCUUCAAUCCGACACCCCAAAUCUUGACAAGUUUUUCGCUGCGGUCAAAGAUACGGUACGGUCAUGUGAAAUCUUGAGAACUCGCUUCAUGUUCACUGAAGACGAUGAGUCUCCAUGGGUCGGCAUUGUUUCGCCCACUGACCAAAGCGACCUUGUUAGCUGGAAGGUCAAGGCAACGACGCCUGGCAGGAUUGAUCUACGCAUUCAUCACGCGCUUUAUGAUGCGACAUCCAUUCAGGCAGUCUGGCAGAUUUUACGCAACAAUUACCGUCGACAUCUUGAGGGUGGUGUAGCCGAUGCGACGGACAGUUUGAAGCAUCUGUUCAGACCUUUCGCUAAGACUGUCGCCUCGUCGCAACGAGCAUCAAUCGCGUAUUGGACCGACGUUGUUCGUAAUUACACCUACAGGCCGAUUGAGUUCCCGGUCGAUGAGCUCAAAGCAUCCUCUGCCUUCCAUUUCUCUUUGAGCGAGCAUGACCUGUCUCUUCUGCAGUACAAGUGCAAAAAGCUUGGUGUGACAGUCAAAGCAGCGCUUCAAUUGGCAUGGGUCAAGGUCCUCUCCGAGUCGCUCUACCAUCAAGCGGAUGUUGUAUACGGAGAAGUCGUGUCCACCGAUGCAGAUGACGACGUUGCUAUCGUCGGACCUACUAUCAACACUCUACCUAUGAGAGUCAGGUUCGGAACUUCAAUUGAGGCUGCCACCGUCUCGCAGGCUCUAGGUCUCGUGCAGAAGCAGAUUGACUCUGCGAGAGGCACCAACUCCAUGGCGUCUUUGAGGAAGGUACAAACGCAAUGGCGAUCAACUCAACAAGACAAUACCCUGGCGAGUCUGUUCCAGAGUCUCUUCGUGUUUGACGGUGUGCUCGGUGCCUCAAACGCGACCGACAAUUCGGAAGCGCUCUUCGGUCCAGUAGACGCCGACGCGACGGACUCAACUGGACCGGCCUACGACGAUUACCCUCUGAUUGCCAGCUUCCAUAUCAGAGACAAUAAACUGAACGGAAAGCUGAGAGCUAAGAUGUCGAUGGAGGAUGUCAAUGUCGCGGGUGAACAGCUGGUCGCCGCGUUGAACCACGUACUUCACGGUUCUGAUUCCCCAGUGAUUGACACGAAGCAGCUUCUGGUGGCCAAUGAGGCUGUGUCUAAGUCACGAAACGACCCGGUCGAGUCUGCAGAGCUGAACGGGUUGACCCCGAAGGCUGACUUAGUACUGAACGUUGUCGAGAAGGUCAUCGGUUCGAGACGCGGAUCUAAGAAGAUCGGUUACGACACCCGAUUGAUCAGUGCCGGUCUUGACUCGAUCCUAGCCAUUCGCCUAUCGAAGCUUUUGAAGGAUCAGGUUGGAUUGAGUGUUAGUGUGUUUGAGAUUAUGAAGGGAGCUACUGUUCGGGAUAUUGUUACACGGGCUUCAUCGAACAAGACUGUGAAGAAGGAUCCGGUGCAGAAGCAGUUGGUGGUGGAUGACGGACUCAUUCCAGCGAUGGCCAAGAGUCUUGACUUAUCAGAGAGUUGCAUUCAGUACGUUCUGCCUGCCCUCUCUGGUCAACGAUCUCAUUUGGAGCAGUGGGUGCACAAUGGGAAGAGGUUCUUUGAACCACCGUGGGUUUACACAGUUGACAGCUCUCUCACGGAGGAGAAGGUGAAGAGCGCUUGGGAGCAGCUCGUGGGUGCUCACGAUAUACUGCGAACUACUUUCGCGUGUGGUGGUAAUGGUCAAGAUCUAUUCCAGGUGACACUCAAUUGGGAGUGGUCACCUUCAAAGCACUUCUCGGUCAUUCGGGACUCGUCGCAGACCAUCGAGAGCCUGAUUCACGAGCAUGUUGGCGAGCAGAACCUCCAAGUGUCUGACUUGAAGGAACCACCAGCGAGGUUCUCGUUCUUCGAAUCUUCAAAUGGCAAAGCAGUCGUGCUAAGACUUCAUCACGCUCUGUACGAUGGAUGGAGCAUCAAAAUGAUUGAGAAUGACCUCGGCCAGCUGUUGGGUUCUGGCAAGCUCACGGGCGAGCAUCAACCGCUUGUACGUGUGAUCGAGCAAGUCAACAACGUCAGGCAGCCCGAAGCCGAAGUCGAAUACUGGAGACAGUACCUGUCUCGCGCUGAGGACACUAUCUUCGGUCCUGGCAAUGCCGCGACGGCCUCUCCUCUUGGUCCGCAAUUCAAGUCAACCUUCGCGACUAAGCUUGCGCCAUACACAAUUGACUAUCUUUCGCAGCGAAGUAACUCGGAGGUCUCUGCAGCCAUUAUCCUCGCCUACGCUAGGGCUCUGCAUCAGAGAACGAUGAACACGACAAAACCGACAUUUGGUCUGAACCAUGCUUCAAGGUCUCUUUCAUCACGCGACGGAUCGCAAACGCUUGACUUGACAACUUCCAGUCUACCAACACUCACUGUGACGCCGCUCUCCGUGGACCAGGACAUGGUGACUCAAGAUCAGCUUAGUUCUGUCCAGGACCAUCUUGCUCAGCUUACUUGCUUUGCACAAGCAGAUGGUAUCUCGAAGAUGAGCCCUGCGUUCAAUACAUACCUCAACAUCAUUCACCGCAAGGAAUUAGCGCAGUCAGAAGAAAGCGAAACAGCUCUUCAGAGAUACAGACUUCCCGAGUCGCUUGCUUCGAGUUACUUUACCACUACGGAACCGUCGUCUACUGUGUCUACCAUUGAUCAGCUCGAUGCGAGUCACUUGUGUGCGCACCGCUUGUUCUUCAAUGUCAUUGUUGGUCAGGACAGGGAGGUCAAGAUUACCGUCAGCGCUGAUGAAGGACUCCUGGCUGGAGACCGUGGUACGAUUGAUCGCCUGGUGCAUUGCUUCGAUGAGAAUCUGGAUGUGGUUGUGGGUGAGAUAGAAUAG